AUGCAGUUUCAGUAUUCCCCCAACUGGGACUUGAAUUGGGAGCUUCCAAGCGAAGUAAAAGCGAAGUUGCCCAAAGCAAGUUGCAAAGAAAGCACCAGACAAGCUUUGCUUUGUGCCUCUGACUUCUCACCCCUGGGGUAUGCCAGCAAGAAGCGAUCUCAGUUUCCUUUUCCAGGAAUCCUAGCCAUAGAUACACCUCAUCCCAGGAAUUCUGCUUUGUAUCAUCUCACCAAGCAGCUAUUACAGAAAUAUCACAAGGAAGUGAGGCCAGUUCAUGACUGGACGGAAGCCACCACUGUACACCUGGAUGUAUCCCUCCGUGCUGUACUCGAUGUGGAUGUACAGAACCAAAAAUUAAAGACAAAUGUAUGGUACCGUGAGGUUUGGGAUGAUGAGUUUUUAUCAUGGAACUCCAGCAUGUUUGAUGAUAUUAGAGAGAUCUCCCUACCUCUAAGUGCCAUUUGGGCCCCUGAUAUCAUCAUUAAUGAAUUUGUGGACAUUGAAAGAUUACCUGACCUCCCAUAUGUUUAUGUGAACUCAUCUGGCACCAUUAAGAACUCUAAGUCCAUCCAAGUGGUCUCUGCAUGCAGUUUAGAGACAUAUGCUUUUCCAUUUGAUAUCCAGAAUUGCAGCCUAACCUUCAAUAGCAUUCUGCACACAGUGGAAGAUGUAGACCUGGCCUUCCUGAGGAGCAGAGAAGACAUUAAGCAUGACAAAAAAGCAUUUUUGAAUGACAGUGAGUGGGAACUUCUUUCUGUGUCCUCAACAUACAACAUCCUGCAGAGCAGCGCUGGAGAUUUUGCACAGAUUCAGUUUCAUGUGGUGAUUCGCAGGCGCCCACUGAUCUAUGUUGUGAGCCUUCUGAUUCCCAGCAUCUUCCUCAUGCUUGUGGACCUGGGGAGCUUCUACAUACCACCCACCUGCCAUGCCAGGAUUGUGUUCAAGACCAGCGUGCUGGUGGGAUACACCGUCUUUAGGGUCAACAUGUCUGAUGACAUUCCACAGAGUGCAGUGAGCACCCCUCUGAUUGGGGUCUUCUUCACAGUUUGCAUGGCCUUCUUGAUUCUCAGCUUAUCUAAGUCCAUCUUGUUGGUCAAAUUCCUUCACAAUGAGCAGUGCAGUGGGCAGAAGCAGCCCCUCUUGUGCCUUCAAGGGGACACCAAUACUGAUGGACUUAGAAUGGAUCCCAGGGCUCAGCUUGUUGGAGUGACAGAGUCCCCUGCCUGUCAGGAGCACCAGGCCCAGUCAGGGACCCUGAAUGAAGUCUUGUCCCAGCUUCACUCCAUCAGCAGCUACUUCCAAACCCAGGACCAGAUGGACCGACAGGAGGUUGGGUGGCUGGCCCUCCUGGAACGCUUUGACCGACUGCUCUUUCAAGGCUACCUUGUGGUGUUGGUACUCUACACCAUCACCCUGUGCUCACUCUGGGCACUGUGGAGCGGCUUGUGAAGAAUGAACCUGGCUGUUCUCAAUCAAUAUGUUCUUACAACACUUUGAGAAAGCUGAAUGUUUCCUGUGGGGAGAUUAGAGGACAGGAAUGGUGGGUUAAAAGGCUCUCCAACCCCUAUAAGUCUUCAUUCAGUCCAGUUAUGAUCACCUAAUCAGCUAUUACAUGGCCCAAGAAUAAUGUACUCAUGAUGAAAAUGCAUAAAUAGUAUGGGGCAUAUGGGGAAAGUAAGCCUGCCCUUAUCCCAGUUCAUUCCCCAAAGUGACCAAUGAUAGCAGUCUUUCUUAGCAAAUUUCUAGAUAUACAUGCAUAUUAUGUAUUUUUAGCAGGGGUUUUUUUCAGUGUAAGAUCCCUUCAUCUCCCAACCCUGUCUUGGUCACUUAGUCAGUCAGUCAUUCAAUUAAGUUCUAGGCAUUGUGUUAAGCACACCAGAAAAUACAGAACAGGCUAGUCGUGUAUCAUCUUUGUUUGACUUGAUGCCUAAAGUCAAGCUUGUAUCAACCAGGGCACAAAAUUUCUGCCAUAUCUGUGUCCUGAAGCUCUUGUUCCACUAUCCCAGUUGAGUCCAUCUUCCCCCACAUCACCUCAGCAGUCAGAGCAUUACUGUUGGAGGGAAUCCACAUGCCAAGGCUUCCAGGCUCAAUCUAGUACAAUGUUUAGUCAGCAUACACCACACGUAAGACACUGAACUGGGGGAUAGGCUUAAUGCAUGGCCCUU
Molecule: messenger RNA, 2165 nt
Organism: Phyllostomus discolor (pale spear-nosed bat)
Lineage: Eukaryota; Metazoa; Chordata; Mammalia; Chiroptera; Phyllostomidae
Gene: HTR3B
Product: 5-hydroxytryptamine receptor 3B
Exons: 9
Coding region: 1-1449 (482 amino acids)
Biological process (GO): chemical synaptic transmission; regulation of membrane potential; signal transduction
Cellular component (GO): synapse; postsynaptic membrane; neuron projection
Molecular function (GO): neurotransmitter receptor activity; transmembrane signaling receptor activity; extracellular ligand-gated monoatomic ion channel activity
Source: RefSeq, a predicted model, not a curated record